AUGUCCUUCCUCCGAGCCUUCACGCGGCGCGCCGCGCUCGCCCGCAAACCCACCCGACCCAAUGUCGCCAGCCGACGGACAAUUAUGCCCGCACCAGGUCCGAACGCAGGACCACUACUGGAGCGACGUGCGGACCGUGAGCUACCGAACCCAAAGCCAGGCCGGAAAUGGCUGUACACAUUUCCGCUCUUCGCGUUGGCGACGGGAGCAGGCAUGCUUGGAAUCUUCAAUUACCAGAAGUCGUCGUCGAGCAUCGUGCACAGCACGCUCUAUGCGCUGCGGACUUCGUCGCGGGCUCGCGAGAUCCUAGGCGAUGAGAUCUACUUCGCACAGCAGAUUCCGUGGAUUAGUGGAGAGAUGAACCAAUUGCAUGGUCGCAUCAAUAUCUCGUUUUGGGUUAAGGGGACGAAGUCCCAGGGCAAGAUGAGGUUCCGCAGCAUUCGGCCGGAUCGUAUGAGCUAUUUCCGUACUGAGGAAUGGAGUCUGGAGAAGGAAGAUGGAACGGUGGUUCAAUUGCUCGACGGUGAUAGCGAUCCCUUCCAGAAGAACUGA
Messenger RNA from Penicillium vulpinum, 552 nucleotides. Its product is annotated as cytochrome c oxidase assembly factor 1 family protein. The coding region runs from base 1 to 552 and encodes 183 amino acids. Gene Ontology annotation, biological process: mitochondrial respiratory chain complex IV assembly. The transcript has 2 exons. The record is from RefSeq and is a predicted model, not a curated record. Lineage: Eukaryota; Fungi; Ascomycota; Eurotiomycetes; Eurotiales; Aspergillaceae. Gene Ontology annotation, cellular component: mitochondrial inner membrane.